AUGUACGGGUACCACGAGCCACCAGGUACCAAGAGGCAGUGGGUGCAUGGGUACAUGCAGGACACCCCUCCCUCAACCUCACCCAAGCCUCCAAUGAGCCAGAGGGUACUAGCUAGAUGGUGGGCCCUGUGGCACCAACCUGUCAUGGAAACUUCACAAGACCUGGAAGAGUCCCUUCUUGCUCAUGGAGUUGGGGGACUAGUAUGGAUAUUGAAAACCUCCGUUCUCUCUCUUAAGCCGCGAGACCUGACCCGGACCUGCAGUUUCGACCUGGACGCCAUUUCCAUCUCUGGUUACCUCCAGGCUUCGGCCUUGAAACCUGGACAGACCUCUUUGCCUCCACCGUGCGUUCCUUCCUGUGGCAUCCUCUUGCGUCAAUUCUCGCCCAUGGCGGAGCUACAAGACGGUGAAGUUAGAGGCAGUCGGACCCAAUCGGUUCUCCGAUCUCCGACUACGACGGGGCUUCAAACCAAGCUUGUUGAGUUCGUAAGAGCCUCCUUUGUCGAUCCUUGGUGGUGGUUUCAAACGAUUCUCAGUGUGGAGUUGCAACUCAACGUGAGCAAUAAAUAUUGGGCUUUGGACUGUGAUAGGUGGCGAUCUAGACCUAGUUGGCUUGAACCCCAGGCAGAUGCUAUAAUUUCAAGGAUGCAAAGUAGUGAAUUGGAUGGUGGUGCUGAUCAAACAAUAUUAAUUACUGCAGGUUUGAAUUGGUUUAUGCAAGGUCGUCGAUCCCAGAAUUUAGCUCUCAUUGUCUACGAUCCGGAGAUUGAACGAACUCGUAGAAGACUCUUAAAGCAAGCAAGAACUCAAGCUCAAGUUGUGGUUCCAAUGGCAGAAGAUGAAACAAAAGCAUUGAAGGAGUUCACGGCUCCUACUGCACUCACAACAUCAUCUUGUAUUGUUGUAGCUCCUAUUCCUGCAAGAGUGCGUUUUGAGAUUAGACCAGCAACAAUCCAAAGCUUGCCUAACUUUUAUGGGAAGACGAAUGAAGACCCUUAUCUCCAUGUGGAGGAAUUCAAGGACAUAUGUGGGACUUUUCGGUAUGAGAUAUCAGAUGAGCAGAUCCGUUUAAGGCUUUUCCCUUUUUCAUUGAAAGACAAGGCAAGAAAGUGGCUAAGCUCUCUUCCCCUUGGUUCCAUCAAUACUUGGGAUGAUUUGGUUAAAAAGUUCUUGUUGAAAUUCUUCCCGGCUAAGAAAACCAAUGCUCUCCAAGCAGAAAUUUUUGGUUUCUCUCAAUCCGAAGGAGAACCUUUUUAUGAGAGUUGGGAACGUUAUAAGGAUUUAUUUUUAAAGUGUCCUCACCAUGGAUUUUCUAAACCCCAAAAGGCUCAAUUUUUCUAUAGAGGUUUGAAUGCCCAAAGUAGAAGUAUGGUGGAUGCUACAGUUGGUGGAAGCUUGAUGGGAAAGACGACAGAAGAGGCAAUUCAAGCUUUUGAGGCUAUAUGUGAAAAUUCGCAGCAAUAUGAUCCUUAUACAUCAGUGCCCAAAAGAGGAGGACUAUAUGAGGUUAGUGCAAGUACUAAGUUGGAAGAACAAGUUGCAGCCUUGGCAAGACAAAUGAAGAGCCUUACUCCUCUAUUAAAUAAGGCUGCAAGGGAGACAUGUGCUUCGUGUUCAAGUAUUGCACAUACCACAGAGGCUUGUCCCGAAAAUUUCUUCCAUGAUGAGCAAGUCAACAUGGUGAAUAAUUAUAGAAGGCCUGUUAAUGAUCCUUUUUCAAAUACAUAUAAUCCAGGUUGGAGGCAACAUCCAAAUUUCUCUUAUAGCAAUAAUAAUCAGGUGCAAAUGCCAAGGAAUCCUCCCAUGCAAAAUUAUCAAGGGUCGGUUGAACAAAAGAAACCAUCUCUUGAAGAAACCAUGCAGCAACUUGCACAAAAUCAGAUGGAAUUUCAAAAGGCGAAUGCUCAGAUGCUUCAAGCUAUUCAAGAGACCAAGAAAGAGCAGCAAGUUCAAUCUCAAGCUAUUUCUAAGCUAGAAGUUCAAGUUGGUCAGAUUGCCACUGCUUUGAAUGAGAGAGAACAAGGGCGUUUACCUAGCCAAACUCUUGCUAAUCCAAGGGGUCAAUUUGAGAAACAUGAGCCUAUGAAAGCUGAGAUCACAUUGAGGAGUGGAAAAGAAGUUGAUAUAAAAGUUCGUAGUCCAAGAGAUAAAGAAGAAGUCAAACGGGGAAACCCAGAAAUUAAUGAAUCAGCAGAGAAGGAAUCUGCAACAUUGCUUCAGAAGCCAAAGAAAGAUUGGCACUUGACUGAGAUUAUGGAACUAUUUCGCAAGGUACAAAUUAAUAUUCCUUUGCUUGAUGCUAUUAAACAAAUCCCAGCUUAUGCGAAGUUUUUGAAGGAGUUAUGCACUAAUAAGCGAAAAUUUGAAGAUCAUGAGAAAGUGUUGUUGUCAGAAGAGGUCAGUGCCGUAAUUCAAAGAAGACUCCCUCCAAAGUUAAAGGAUCCGGGCAGCUUCACAAUCCCUUGCACAAUUGGUGAUCAUUAUUUUGAGCGUGCUUUGAUGGACUUGGGUGCAAGUGUGAAUCUGAUGCCGUACUCUCUGUUUUUGAAAUUAAAGCUUGGUGACCUACAACCAACAUCAAUCACCUUGAAAUUUGCAGACCGAUCAGUCAAGAGGCCAAAGGGAAUUGUUGAAGAUGUGUUAGUGAAGGUUGAUAAGUUCAUAUUGCUUGCAGAUUUUGUCAUUCUUGAAACUGAACCAGAUGCUUAUUCAAGUGAGGAUGUACCAAUCAUUUUGGGUCGUGCAUUCAUGGCUACUGCUGAUACCAUAAUUAAAGUAAAAGAUGGACUUCUAUCUAUGACAGUUGGUGACAUGUCCGUGGAGUACAAGAUUUUUGAAGCUGGCCGACGUCCCUCCGAAGAUGGUAAAUAUUUUAUGGUUGAUUCUAUUUCUCCUAUUACUCAUGAAUCUUUUAUUUUGAAUUCAUCUCAAGAUCCCCUUGAAGUAUGUUUGACACAAUCUGGAAUGGAUUUUGAUGCCAAGAAAGAGGUUGAUGAGUUAGAGAAGCUUCUUAAUGCUGCACCGGUUUUUGAAUCAAGAAAGUGGAACCAAUUUGAGUCUUUACCUUUGUCCACAAAUAAAGUUGUGCCUUCCAUUCAGCAAGCACCGAAGUUAGAGCUCAAGCCACUGCCACAACACUUGAAAUAUGUAUUUUUGGGUGAAAGUGAGACACUUCCAGUGAUUAUUGCUUCGGACCUUUGUGAAGAAGAUGAAAAGAAGUUGUUGCAAGUUCUUCAAGCUCACAAAAUAGCGAUUGGAUGGACAAUUGCAGAUAUUAAAGGUAUAAGUCCUACAAUGUGUAUGCACCGAAUCCAUCUUGAAGACAAUAUGAAGCCAACACGUGAUGCACAAAAGCGUUUGAAUCCACCAAUGAAAGAGGUUGUGCGUGCUGAAAUUUUGAAGCUCCUCGAUGUUGGAGUUAUAUAUCCAAUUUCAGAUAGUCAAUGGGUUAGUCCAGUUCAAGUGGUUCCUAAAAAGUCAGGAAUAACCGUUGUGAAGAAUGAAAAAGACGAGUUAGUGCCUACAAGGAUGACUACGGGCAUUGAAGUUGAUAAAGCAAAAGUGGAUUUAAUUACCAAUCUUCCUCCACCAACAACAGUAAAGGGAGUGCGUUCUUUCCUUGGCCACGCCGGAUUUUAUCGACGUUUCAUGAAGGAUUUUAGCAAGAUUGCAGGACCAUUGAGCAAUUUAUUAGCAAAAGAUGCAGAAUUUGUGUUUAAUAAAGCAUGUCUAGAGGCAUUUAACAAGCUCAAGGCCCUCCUCACUUCAGCUCAUAUCAUAAAGCCUCCAGAUUGGAACUUGCCAUUUGAAUUAAUGUGUGAUGCGUCGGAUUAUGCGGUGGGUGUAGUUUUGGGGCAGCGUAUAGAGAGGCUUCCUCAUGCUAUUUAUUAUGCUUCAAAGACUCUAAAUGAUGCUCAACUUAACUAUUCUACCACCGAAAAAGAGUUGCUUGCGGUUGUAUUUGCUCUAGACAAGUUCCGGUCUUAUUUAAUUGGUUCCAAAGUAAUUGUCUACACUGAUCAUGCUGCCCUUAAAUAUUUACUUGCCAAGAAAGAGGCGAAGCCUCGACUGAUCCGUUGGGUUCUCUUACUUCAAGAAUUUGAUUUGGAGAUAAAAGAUAAAAAAGGAAGUGAGAAUGUGGUUGCAGACCACUUGAGUAGAUUGGUGCAUGAAGAUGAUGAAGUGGACUGCCUUCCUUUGAAUGAAAAUUUUCCUGAUGAACAAUUGUUUAUGUUACGUGAUUCUCCUCCUUGGUUUGCUCAUAUUGUGAACUUUAUUGUUACAAAAAAAAUUCCAGAUCAUUGGAGCAAGCAAGAGAGGGAGAAAUUUCUUUCUAAAGUGAAGCAUUAUAUUUGGGAUGAACCAUAUUUAUUCAAACAUUGCCCAGACCAAUUGAUUAGAAGAUGUGUACCGGAAAGUGAGUUUCAAAGCAUUCUUCGUUUCUGCCAUAGUUAUGCUUGUGGUGGGCAUUUUGGAGCCAAGAAAACAGCGGCUAAAGUUCUUCAAAGUGGCUUUUAUUGGCCAACAUUAUUCAAGGAUGCUUUUGAAUUUUGUUCUUCAUGUGAUCGCUGCCAACGAAUGGGUAAUAUCUCCAAACGUGACAUGAUGCCUUUGAGUAAUAUUUUGGUGGUUGAAUUAUUUGAUGUAUGGGGAAUAGACUUCAUGGGACCUUUCCCUCAAUCCUUUGGCAAUCUCUACAUAUUGGUGGCAGUGGAUUAUGUAUCAAAAUGGGUUGAAGCAAUUGCUUGCAAGACUAAUGAUCACAAGGUGGUACUUUCUUUUCUCAAAGACAAUAUUUUUGCUCGUUUUGGCACUCCUAGAGCUAUUAUAAGCGAAGGAGGACUACACUUUUGCAACAAGCCAUUCGCAUCACUUAUGAAGAAAUAUUCCAUCACUCACAAAGUCGCUACACCUUACCACCCUCAAACUAGUGGUCAAGUUGAGAUUUCCAACCGGGAAAUUAAAAAUAUUUUGGAGAAAACAGUUCGUCCGGAUAGGAAAGAUUGGUCUCAACGUUUGAAUGAUGCUCUCUGGGCUUAUAGGACAGCCUAUAAAACUCCAAUUGGCAUGUCGCCAUAUCGCUUAGUUUUUGGGAAAGCUUGUCAUCUUCCGGUGGAGUUGGAGCACCGAGCAUAUUGGGCAAUCAAGCACUACAAUUUUGACAUGAAUGCAGCCGGUGAACAGAGAGCAUUGCAGCUGAAUGAGAUGGAGGAAAUUCGUAAUGAGUCUUAUGAGAAUGCAAAAAUUUACAAGGAGCGCACCAAGAGGUUUCAUGAUAAAGUCAUUCGUCAAAAGACAUUCGAACCAAAUCAAAAGGUGCUGCUAUAUAACUCUCGGCUGAGACUCUUUCCAGGAAAACUGAAAUCUCGGUGGAUGGGUCCUUUUCUGGUUACAAAGGUGUUUCCUCAUGGAGCAAUUGAAAUCAAGAACUUGAGGAACAACUCAAUCUUCAAAGUGAAUGGUCAACGUCUCAAACCUUACUUGGAGACAUCUUUUGACACCAAUGAGCAGCAUGUUUCCUUCACUGAUCCUCCAAAUGAAUGA
Rosa chinensis is the source of this 5544-nucleotide messenger RNA. RefSeq lists its product as uncharacterized. Gene Ontology annotation, biological process: DNA integration. The coding region runs from base 1 to 5544 and encodes 1847 amino acids. The transcript has 7 exons. Lineage: Eukaryota; Viridiplantae; Streptophyta; Magnoliopsida; Rosales; Rosaceae. The record is from RefSeq and is a predicted model, not a curated record. Gene Ontology annotation, molecular function: nucleic acid binding.